UCUCUGAAACAAACAAGCACUCGCUUGUUAGUACAUAGUAUCAAUGAUGAGGUCUCACUCUUGCAUAUUACCCGACCACCUUGUUGAUGUUAAAUGCUUUCUCCAAAGACUAUAUUCUGAGAGAGUGAUUCCUCGCGUCAAGGUGUCUCGCACUCCAACAGCUCAAGGAGUUGUCUGCUACCCGAACGUCACGGCUACUCGGCGGGUUGCCUCCUUCCAGCAGAGCCGGCGAUCUUUCCGGGGCUGCUACAGUCCUCCGCUGUCUCUUGGACCCAACGUUUGUCUGUCAGCCCCGUUAGAACGUGCGCCUGGGCCUCUGUUUUCUCUCAACGCCGUCAGCCGCUGCUAGCGGGGCGUUAGCCGGGCUGGCGCUAGCAUGGCUGAUAGAAAACUCAACCUAGUGGCGGAGGACCGGACAGCGAGGCUUGGGCACGAUGAAAUAGCGCAGCCGUGACAUCGCGGAGGUGCUAAUGCUAAAGUGCAAGUGACCAGGUGGUGACGUGGCCAGGUACUGCUCGUUGGAGAGGGGUCUCAUUGCUGACAUUACGCCCCUGGUUACACUACGCCACUAUGCCUUUGUCAGUGAACCACAAGCUGAAGUACAUAAGUCUGGCAGUGCUGGUGGUCCAGAAUGCGUCGCUUAUCCUCAGCAUCCAAUACGUGCGCACAUUGCCAGGCGAGGGCUUCCUGGCCACGUCAGCCGUGGUCAUGGCGGAGGUCCUCAAGGUGUUGGCGUGUCUCCUCAUUGUCCUGUUGCAGAAGAGAUUCAACGUAAAGGAGACGUUGUUGUUCCUGGUGGACACCAUCUUCUUUCAAUACAGGGACACGCUGAAGCUGUCUGUUCCAUCUCUCAUCUACACGCUACAAAACAACCUGCAAUACAUUGCCAUCUCCAACCUGCCUGCUGCCACCUACCAGGUGACGUACCAACUGAAGAUCCUUACCACAGCGCUCUUCAGUGUGUUGAUGCUGAAGAAGACUCUGUCCAAAGUGCAGUGGUUUUCACUACUGCUGCUCUUCGUUGGUGUCGCAAUUGUGCAGGUCCAGCAGGGGGCCAGCAAGGAGACGGACAAAGCUAAUCAGAACUAUGUGGUAGGCCUGAUGGCCGUGGUCAUCAGCUGCCUGUCGUCGGGAUUCGCCGGCGUCUACUUUGAGAAGAUCCUGAAGGGGAGCUCGGCGUCUGUGUGGGUGCGCAACGUGCAGCUGGGCAUCUUCGGCACUACGCUGGGCACGUUGGCGAUGUGCUGGAACGACGGUGCCGCCGUAGCUCACCGCGGCCUCUUCUCGGGCUACACCUCCAUGGUGUGGUGCGUCAUCCUCAACCAGGCGUUUGGCGGCCUCCUGGUGGCCGUGGUGGUGAAGUACGCCGACAACAUCCUGAAAGGCUUCGCCACCUCCUUCUCCAUCAUCAUCUCCACCAUCAUGUCCAUCUACCUGUUUGCUUUCCACGUGGACCCACUCUUUGCCGCCGGUGCUGGGCUAGUCAUCAGCGCCGUCUACAUGUACAGCCUCCCUAAAUCGUCAUCCAACCUCACUUCAACUUUCCCGACGUUGAGAACUGAGGAAGUCGCCAAGGUGGAGACCUUUCAGACAAAGCACCAAGCGCUCGCCAAGGAUCGAUCGCUUGAUGUUUGAUCGGCUCGUUGGACUGAAUAAAGAAAAAUGUGCCGUCCUGUGUCGGCGGACCGAGAGUGGCCCGCCUGCGAACUUGAGACUGGUGCUUCUUCUCGUCUGAACGCAGCCAUACAACCUUUGAGUCACGUGAUUUGUGGCCGCAGCAUCCGCGAACGUCAAGUCAUCGCCGGCCGACCUCAUGAAAUACUCAGAUUUGUGCCCUAAUAUUGAUUGGCGGCCAGUCAUUUGUUUAGAAUGUGCCCUGACAUUCCCUGGCAACUUUUGUCUAUGUACCAGCAACCAGUCCACCGUUUGUAUCUACCAAGAUUGGCAACCAGUCCAAGGUCAGCUGCGAGAGUCUCCAGCUCACACAUGACUCAAAUGAAUACCUCAAAAAAUGAAUCCAUUGAUAGA
This is a messenger RNA of Syngnathus acus (greater pipefish), 2028 nucleotides long. RefSeq names its product solute carrier family 35 member 2 (gene slc35a2). The transcript is spliced from 7 exons. Gene Ontology annotation, cellular component: Golgi membrane. The record is from RefSeq and is a predicted model, not a curated record. NCBI's taxonomy places the organism in Eukaryota, Metazoa, Chordata, Actinopteri, Syngnathiformes, Syngnathidae. Gene Ontology annotation, molecular function: UDP-galactose transmembrane transporter activity. Gene Ontology annotation, biological process: pyrimidine nucleotide-sugar transmembrane transport. Bases 571 to 1635 code for a protein of 354 amino acids.